AUGAAGAAGAGGUUGGACAUAGUACAAAGGGAGUCCAAAUUUUGUAUGGUUUAUCCUGCAUCCACAAAUCAAUUUGCGGUACAAGAUGGGAGGUACAAGUUUGUGGUUAAUUUGGAGAAUAGUUAUUGUGAUUGUGGAGUCUGGGGUGCUACAGGGCUAUCUUACAAACAUAGUACAACAGCAAUUAAUUAUAAGAGAGAAAAGAUUGAGGAUUACUGUCAUUUAUAUUUCACAGUACAAACAUAUCUUAAAGCACAUCAUACCAUGAUCCACCCAUUACCAGAUGUAAGCCUAUUGGAUGAUGAUGAUGACAAUCCUGUCUUGCAGCCUCCACCAUUGAAGUGGUUACCUAGUAGACCAUACAAGAAUAGAAGAAAGGAACCUGGUGAACAAUCCUCUCAGGAUAUUAGAAAGUUGAAUAAAAGUGUCAGAUGUGAUUUCUAUAAGGAAAUAGGGCACAAUAGGAGGAGUUAUCAAAGAGCUCUAGUAGCUGAGAAGGGUUCUUCUUCUAAGAAGAGAUCAAGGUCCAAGGGAAAGCAGAAGAGUAAUAAACAUGGUGAAACCAGAUAA
Messenger RNA from Telopea speciosissima, 570 nucleotides. RefSeq lists its product as uncharacterized. The transcript has 2 exons. Lineage: Eukaryota; Viridiplantae; Streptophyta; Magnoliopsida; Proteales; Proteaceae. Bases 1 to 570 code for a protein of 189 amino acids. The record is from RefSeq and is a predicted model, not a curated record.